CUUAUACUCUUUGGAUUCAUUGUCUUUGAUUCUCAUAAGUGUGACCUGCGACUUAGAAGAAUUUUUAAAUUUUUUGAAUAUAAUAAACCAUAAUGGCUGCAAUUAGCUUAUUAAAUCCUAAAGCCGAAUUUGCGAGAGCAGCUCAUGCUUUAGCUUUAAAUAUAUCGGCUGCAAAAGGCAUUCAAGAUGUAAUGAAAACUAACCUCGGCCCUAAAGGCACCAUGAAAAUGCUGGUAUCCGGUGCGGGUGAUAUUAAGAUAACCAAGGAUGGUAAUGUAUUAUUACAUGAAAUGCAAAUCCAGCACCCGACAGCCUCCCUCAUUGCACGUGCAUCAACAGCCCAAGAUGAUGCUACUGGAGAUGGAACCACAUCAACAGUAUUACUCAUUGGAGAGUUACUGAAGCAAGCUGAAAUUUACAUUAGUGAAGGUUUGCAUCCUAGAAUAAUCACCGAAGGCUAUGAUUUAGCUCGCAACAAAGCUUUGGAAAUAUUGGAGUCAAUGAAAAUACCAAUAGAAAUUACUAGAGAGAGUUUAUUGGACAUAGCACGUACAUCACUCAAAACUAAGGUCCAUGCAAGUUUGGCGGAUGUGCUGACAGAUGCGUGUGUGGAUGCAGUUCUAUCUAUAAGAACUAGUGACAAGCCUGUUGAUCUUCACAUGAUUGAACUGAUGCAGAUGCAGCAUAAGACUGCUACCGAAACAACACUUGUUAAAGGUCUAGUCUUGGAUCACGGUGCCCGACACCCUGACAUGCCGAAGCGCGUUGAAAACGCCUACAUCUUGACCUGUAACGUCUCCCUUGAGUAUGAGAAGACAACUGUCAAUUCCGGAUUCUUCUACAAAAACGCAGAGGAGAGGGACAAACUUGUCGCAGCUGAGAGAGAUUUUAUCGAUCAAAGGGUUAAGAAGAUCAUUGCUUUGAAGAAAAAAGUUUGUGAUGGUACAGACAAGACCUUUGUUGUCAUCAACCAGAAGGGUAUCGACCCAUUGUCUUUGGAUGCGUUCGCCAAGGAGGGUAUGAUCGCUCUCCGCAGAGCUAAGAGGCGUAACAUGGAGCGUCUGGCGCUGGCUUGCGGGGGCUCCGCCAUGAACUCUGUAGAUGAUCUCACUGAAAGCUGCCUCGGAUACGCCGGACUGGUCUAUGAACAUAUCCUCGGAGAAGAAAAAUACACCUUUGUAGAGGAGUGCAAAAAUCCUCAGUCGGUGACUAUUCUUAUCAAGGGUCCCAAUAAGCACACUCUACUUCAAAUUAAAGACGCCGUUCGCGACGGUCUCCGAGCUAUUAACAACGCUAUCGAAGACAAAGCAGUGAUAGCGGGAGCUGGUGCCUUUGAAAUCAAAGCAAAUUUGGAAUUGCAGAAGUACAAGGAUACUGUUAAAGGAAAAGCACGUCUCGGAAUACAAGCGUAUGCUGAGGCCUUACUCAUUAUACCCAAAAUGUUAGCUGUCAACUCUGGUUAUGAUGCACAGGAUACGAUUGUGAAGUUGCAAGAGGAGACUCGUCUUAGUCCUGAUGCGAUCGGUCUAGAUUUGAGCACCGGUGAAGCUAUCAAACCGUACGAUUUGGGCAUUUUAGACAAUUAUAUUGUAAAGAAGCAAAUUCUUAAUUCUUGCACUAUAAUCGCCAGUAACCUUCUUCUCGUUGAUGAAAUUAUGAGAGCCGGCAUGAGUAGCCUCAAAGGUUAAUUAAUUUGUUAAAUUUACGUUCUAUCUCUUACACUACUUAUAUUUCAUUUAAUUUACUUUAGCAACACUAAGAUUUGUGCAUUU
Messenger RNA from Papilio machaon (common yellow swallowtail), 1772 nucleotides. It is a transcript of the gene CCT6, whose product is annotated as T-complex protein 1 subunit zeta. Gene Ontology annotation, cellular component: chaperonin-containing T-complex. The record is from RefSeq and is a predicted model, not a curated record. Gene Ontology annotation, molecular function: ATP binding; ATP-dependent protein folding chaperone; ATP hydrolysis activity. Lineage: Eukaryota; Metazoa; Arthropoda; Insecta; Lepidoptera; Papilionidae. Bases 93 to 1688 code for a protein of 531 amino acids. The transcript is spliced from 6 exons. Gene Ontology annotation, biological process: protein folding.